CUUAAAUCACCUAUUGUGGACCGACACUUAUGAAGAGCGAACAUGCAACACAUGUGGAUUUGGUGCAUUUGGUUUAGAGUGGACGCUUAAUUUUUUUUUAAUGUGUAUUUUUAUAAAACUAAACUUGGAUUAAAGAAAAUUAUUAAGUUUGAUUAUACGCUUUAAUUAUGGGGAAAUUAAGAAAGCCAAAAAUCAGUAAAAUUAAAAGAAAUAAUCAGACAAGGACAAAACUUUCAAAACGAGGAAAACUUAAGACUCGACAACAUAAACCAGCAAAAAAACAACCUCAAAAAUCAGUACCACCAUGUCCAGUGGAAGAAGAAGAAGAGGAAAGUGAUCAUGGAAAAGAUUUAAUGGAUAUGGUUGAAGAAGAUGAUUUAAAUUUCUUAAAUAACGCUAUAUCUAACAAAUCUUAUAAUUUAUUGAAACAGAUUCCCUUAAACGAAACAGACAAUAGUUUAAGCGAAAGAAAAAGAAAGAAGAUUACAAAUGAUCAACCAUUGGAAGAACUGUAUGAGAAUAAUGUUUCGAAAAUUGUGGAAGAGACAGGAGGAAAGUCGAUUCGCAUGUUGCUUCCCAUAAAAACACAAAAUGGUUUUGUAAAGAAACGCAUUAUUGAAGAAGAUGAUAAAACUUUAAAUGGAGAGGAAAAUGAAAAUACGAAUGAGAAAAAUCAAGAAAAAGAUAAAGAAAAUAGUCAACAAGGAAAUAGUGAUACGGAAAUGGACGAUACAUAUAAUAACUUGGAAAUAACUGAUAAACCAAUGUCUACUAUUGAACUUUUGGCGCAUCGUGAAGAAAUACUAAGAUCCAAGCGUUUUAGAAUAGGUAUACUUUCGAGCGGUAUAUUGGAAAACCCGGAACUCAAAUCUGGAAAUUUCAAAAUAUUGUUGGACAUGAUGGAUGAAAGAUCCACAAAAAUUUAUGUUACAAUCAGGAAACUGGCAAUGGUGUCCCUUUUAGAGAUUUUUAAAGAUUUGCUACCAUCAUAUAAUAUCCAUCAGAUUUCUCAAGAUGGAGUAAAAUUGAAAAAAGAUACUCUCGCGCUGCAGAAUUAUGAAACUAUCUUGUUGAGAAGUUACAAAAACUAUUUACAAAAGCUCGAAAAGAUAUCCAAGAUUUUGCGAAGAAAGAAAGGGGAUACGCGAUCGACGAAUGAACAAGAAAUACAGCUGGGUGAAACAGCUGUAUUAUGUAUGUGCGAGCUUCUCACUGUCCAUCCGUAUUUUAAUUUUUCUGUUAAUAUAGCUAAUUAUAUACUUCCUCUAUUGGAUAACAAGCGGAGCAGCGUAAGAGAGAAAGUUGCACAAUGUAUCUCUCAAAUAUUCAAAGAAGAUAAACGUGGUCAAUUGUCUCUUACAAUAGUUCGAAAAUUGAAUCAAUAUAUCAAGUCAAGAAAGCAUUCGGUACACUCUGAAGUUAUAGCAGUGUUACUGUCUCUUCGCAUCAAAGAUGUUGAUCUGGAUAAGGAAAAGGAAGACGAAACAAAGCAAAAGAAGCUCAUAUCUCAUAAGCAAAGGAUCCUUGCAUUGAGCAAACGAGAGAGAAAAAAGAGCAAGAAAUUAGAACAAGUGGAAAAAGAACUACUCGAAACGAAGGCCGAGGAAAAUAAACAGGCGAAACAAAAAAUUCUUACGGAAAUAACGAGUAUAGUAUUUACCAUAUACUUCAGAGUAUUGAAACAAGUUCCCAAUAGUAAAAUAUUAUCUGUGUGUUUGGAAGGAUUAGCCAAAUUUGCGCAUUGUAUUAACAUAAAUUUUUACCAAGAUUUGGUAAGCGCCAUAGACAGAUUAAUAGAAGAAGGUAAUUUGGGAUUAAGAGAACAACUGCACUGUGUUCAAUGUAUAUUUACGAUAUUAUCUGGUCAAGCUGCAGCAUUAAAUAUCGAUCCAUAUAGAUUUUAUGUGCAUUUGUAUAAAAAUAUAUUGAAAGUCCAUUGUGGGAGAACGCACGCGGAAACGGAAAUUGUGUUGAGAACACUGCUACAGAUUCUCAUUCAUCAGCGACGGAGAAUAACGCAGACGCGUAUGGUAGCCUUUGUAAAGAGAAUAAGCAUGUUAGCCUUGCAGUCACAGCACAAUGCAGCGUUGGGAAUUCUCGGUAUUAUCAAGCAAGUGAUGCAGCUCGGGAAGGGAGCUCAUAUCUUACUAGAUACCGAUUGCAUCGGUGAUGGUCAUUAUCAAGCCGAAAUCGAGGAACCUGACUAUUGUAACGCUUGUACCGCAUUGUAUGAACUCGUUGCUUUACAGCGUCACUAUCAUAGUGUAGUACGGCAACUCGCUAAGAAUAUAGCGUAUGUCACACCUACGAGCGGCGAGGGUAGUUUGACUACUGAAAUCGCGAAGUUAACACCGGAGGAGCUUUACACGGAAUACGAUCCUGCGGGUGUAGCAUUUAAACCUGCUGUGCCUAUUCCAAAGAAGGCUGUCGUUAAAAAAGCAUUUACGAAUUACAGUAUGAGUCCUGAGCUCGAGAAAUAUUUUAAUACUAUCAACGUGGACAAUUUAUUUGCAGAUGGGCAUGUAGACUUUUACAAAGCCUGUAAAAGUAAUUUAUAACAUAUAAUAAAGAAAGUAAAAAAUAUUAAUGCUUUCCAUAAUUGAUAAAUACUGUAAUUAUAUUUAAAAUAAUUCUUCUAGAAAUUAGAAACUAGCAAUUAAGGACUCAGACACAAUGAAAGAAAUAAAAAACAUGGAAUAAGAG
Pogonomyrmex barbatus (red harvester ant) is the source of this 2703-nucleotide messenger RNA. RefSeq names its product Nucleolar complex protein 3 (gene Noc3). Gene Ontology annotation, cellular component: nucleolus. Lineage: Eukaryota; Metazoa; Arthropoda; Insecta; Hymenoptera; Formicidae. Gene Ontology annotation, molecular function: chromatin binding. Gene Ontology annotation, biological process: DNA replication initiation. The record is from RefSeq and is a predicted model, not a curated record.